Messenger RNA from Kazachstania africana CBS 2517, 888 nucleotides. It is a transcript of the gene INM1, whose product is annotated as inositol monophosphate 1-phosphatase INM1. The transcript has a single exon. Bases 1 to 888 code for a protein of 295 amino acids. Gene Ontology annotation, molecular function: inositol monophosphate 1-phosphatase activity. The record is from RefSeq and is a predicted model, not a curated record. Gene Ontology annotation, biological process: inositol metabolic process; signal transduction. NCBI's taxonomy places the organism in Eukaryota, Fungi, Ascomycota, Saccharomycetes, Saccharomycetales, Saccharomycetaceae.
AUGACUGUAGAGUUACUGGAAAUUGAAAAUUAUCUUUGUGCUUUAGCCACGAAAAAAGUGGGUCCUAUUAUAAAGACAAAGUCAGGAACUCAAAGAGAUUAUGAAUUAAAGACGGGCUCAAGAAAAGUCGAUAUCGUCACUGAAAUUGAUAAGCAAGUUGAGAAAUUGAUUUGGGAGUCAUUGAAAAAGGACUUCCCAACUUACAAGUUUGUUGGAGAAGAAAGCUACGUGAAAGGUGUUACAAGAAUCUCUGAUGACCCAACUUUUAUUGUUGAUCCAAUUGAUGGUACCACUAAUUUUGUGCAUGAUUUCCCCUUCAGCUGCACUUCGAUGGGAUUAACAAUCAAUAAAGUUCCCGUAGUUGGUGUUAUUUAUAAUCCACAUCUGGAUUUACUAGUGUCUGCUUCUAAAGGAAAUGGAGUAAGAAUCAAUGGUUCAGAAUUUGAUCACAAGUCAAAGAUCGCAGAUAUGGGUCCUUUGACACUAAGUAAGUCAGUUGUAGCAUUGCAGCCUGGAUCUGCUAGGGAAGGUGAUAAUUUCAAGAUCAAAAUGAAAACUUAUGAAAAUUUGCUGUCUGCAGAUCGUGGAUUCGUUCAUGGAUUCAGAAAUCUGGGAUCAUCUGCAAUGACUUUGGCUUACAUUGCCAUGGGGUAUCUAGAUAGCUACUGGGACGGCGGCUGCUAUUCUUGGGAUGUAACAGCCGGAUGGUGUAUAUUAAAGGAAACAGGUGGUCGUAUUGUAGGAGCCAAUAAAGGCGAAUGGCAUAUCGAGGUUGACAAUAGAACUUAUUUAGCUGUCAGAGGGUCUACCGAUUCCACUGGGGAAGAUCAAAAAAGAUAUAUAGAGGAAUUUUGGUCAAAUGUGGAAGGUGAACUCAGCUACACAUGA